AUGGUUAAUUUAUCUUCUUCGAAAUUUCAUAUUACAGAGCCUGCUGAUGAAGAUAUACAGCUGACACUGGUCAACGGGAAUCAAAAGGGACACGAAGAUUCGUGCAAUCGAAGCAGUACACCAAAAUUUGGGUCAAUAUCGAGAUUUUUUUUCAAUAAGGAGCAAUCGGUAUCGUCAGAUGUAUCCAACGCCGAUUCGACGGUUAGCUCGAAUACGGACAGCUUAAAUCAUAAUCAUGGGUCCAAAAGUGGUGUAACUAACAGCGAAGCAAGAGAGGAUGAGCAUGACGAUGCGAAACAGCAGCCUGGAUUGAGCAAAUUGAAAAGUUUCUUGAGGCUUUCCUCGAAUUCGCUUCUAUUGUCGAAUAAUGGUCCGAAUGAUAAUGGGGAACAGAAUGGUCCGAAAGGAACGGAUGUCAUAACGCCAAAUGCCGAGUCAGUCACCCCAGUACGCAGCAAUGAAGAGAAGACUAAGUUGAAGCACGAGAGCGAUAGAAACGAGGAAGGCCACAAUGGAAAUAAAGAUGGCUCCAAUGUAUCGACGAAGCAAGAGGCCAGUGCCGGUAUGAUGAAAAAGUUCAUGCUUGGAAGAAAGAGAUCAGUUUCGAGUCCAACCAGUCCUGCGACCGGCAAUAGGAAACCGCAACAGAGUAACCUACUGAUUAAUACAGAGAGCCCAAAGGAUAUCCCAGAAAUCAUUACUGAGAAUACUGAAAGCCCUGUUAUCUCCUCUAAUCUUUAUUUUGCCCAUCAGGGUUUACCGCCUCAUAUGAAUAACCAUAAUAAGAAUAAUCAUACUCUUGCUGCAAGUGCAGCCAAUGAAGAUGAUAUUUCCGUUGCUUUAAGGCAUAACGAUUCGGUAUUCUCGCUUAAUGAUGGCGGUCCUUUAAAGCCUCCCAAUGUAUAUCAAUCAAAGUUAUCUGCAAGUGAUGAAUCAGGCUCUGAGCAUGAGCCAAUACCAGAGCAUACUACCGAAUCGGGACUCAAGACACCAGAGGAAAGCACUUUGCAGAAUAAGAACAAGUUGGAGGUUCCUCCACAUACGUUACCGCAUCCUGGACAAGCUAGUCCUUUCCAAAAGACUUUAAGAAGAGUUGCAUCCGCACCAUUAGUUCAUAGAUUACUCAAUGAUUCAAACACGAGAUUGCCACAAACGAGAGCUUAUGUUUCAAAUGACGAUGACUUUGAUAUCACUGAGCAUAUUGGUGAAUUAAAGAGUGGUAGACCACGGACUUUAAGUAGGGGUAGAAUGUACUCAAGUGCUUCUACCAAGAUCAUGGACGCCCAGGUUAAUCAAAACAGUUUUAAGAAGAUUAGAUUAUUGGGUAAAGGUGACGUUGGUAAAGUUUAUUUGGUUAAAGAGAAUUUGUCAAAUAGAUUGUACGCAAUGAAAAUCUUAUCUAAAAAGGAAAUGAUCGAAAGAAACAAAAUCAAGAGAGCAUUAGCCGAGCAAGAUAUCUUAGCUACCAGUAACCACCCAUUCAUUGUUACCCUAUAUCACUCAUUUCAAUCAAAUGAUUACUUGUAUUUAUGCAUGGAAUAUUGUAUGGGUGGUGAAUUUUUUAGAGCCUUACAAACAAGGGAAACCAAAACGAUUUCUGAAACUGAUGCUAAGUUUUAUGCGGCUGAGGUAACAGCUGCAUUAGAAUAUUUACAUUUAAUGGGAUUUAUUUAUAGAGAUUUAAAACCUGAAAACAUUUUAUUGCAUCAAUCAGGGCAUAUUAUGUUGAGUGAUUUCGAUUUAUCGAAACAAUCUGAAAGUACAAAGAAUCCAGAGAUUUUUUUCAGUAAAACAUCUCACGGCUUAAGUUCCAGCAAUAAUCACAAUGGACCAACGUUAGACACCAAGGCGUGCAUUGAUGGAUUUAGAACUAAUUCGUUUGUCGGUACUGAAGAGUACAUUGCACCUGAAGUUAUCCGAGGCAAAGGUCAUACAAGUGCAGUUGAUUGGUGGACUUUGGGUAUUUUCAUUUAUGAAAUGUUAUUUGGUACUACUCCAUUUAAGGGAAGAGACCGAAAGAAGACGUUCGGCAAUGUUUUGAAAAAGGAGGUUAAGUUUUUGGAAACUCGCUCAAUUUCGUCUAGUUGUAAAAGUUUAAUCAAAAAAUUAUUGAUAAAAGAUGAAGCAAAGAGAUUGGGUUCAAAAACAGGUGCAUCCGACAUUAAGAAUCAUGCGUUCUUUAAGAAUACGCAAUGGGCUCUAUUAAGGCACCAAAAGCCUCCAAUGAUCCCUGUUUUAAGCAAGAAUAAGAGAGCAGAUAAAGUUGAGAGGUAUGACAGUGAAGAAGAUCAAAUCACGGACAGCACUACAGAUGUUUCUGAAAAUAAGGAUAUUCUUAAUGACCCUUUUGCUAACUUCAGUUCUGUCACAUUACAUUAUAAUGAACUAGAUUCAGGUGAUGAUCAAAUGGUAUACAAUGAAGCAGACAACACGGUAUAUACAAGUGUUGCAUAUACCAUGACUAACGAUUCUUCACCAAAACCUAAACAUUUUUUAAAAAGAUAA
Molecule: messenger RNA, 2505 nt
Organism: Debaryomyces hansenii CBS767
Lineage: Eukaryota; Fungi; Ascomycota; Pichiomycetes; Serinales; Debaryomycetaceae
Product: serine/threonine protein kinase
Exons: 1
Coding region: 1-2505 (834 amino acids)
Biological process (GO): protein phosphorylation
Cellular component (GO): plasma membrane; nucleus; cytoplasm
Molecular function (GO): protein serine/threonine kinase activity; ATP binding
Source: RefSeq, a predicted model, not a curated record